This is a messenger RNA of Triticum aestivum (bread wheat), 7466 nucleotides long. RefSeq lists its product as uncharacterized. The record is from RefSeq and is a predicted model, not a curated record. NCBI's taxonomy places the organism in Eukaryota, Viridiplantae, Streptophyta, Magnoliopsida, Poales, Poaceae. The transcript is spliced from 9 exons. Bases 4125 to 4976 code for a protein of 283 amino acids.
UCCCAAAACUUAUUGUACAUUCUGUACCCUUAAACUCCCGUUAAGGAGACGUAUUUUACAGACACUGGUCUAUGCGAUGGAGUGAUAUUGGUCUAUGUUGUGGUUGACUUGUUGUUUGUGUUCGUGUUCUUGCCCCAAUCGUACUCGUGCUCUUGUAUUAUUUUGUUUGUUACGUGAUUCUGUCUAGUCUUCGUGCUCAACCUCCGAAUCUUCCCCCAAUUGAGUGCCUCGACAUGGAGGAGCAGAGCAGGUGCAGCAGAUUCAGUUUCGCCUGCGUGGCGUGCCGCAGAUUUCUCCACGGCGUCGUCACGGCGUGUUCUGGGGCUGAUAUUGCAGAUGGUUCACAGAUUUCUGAGCCUCCACUACUCAACCGACCCCAAGGGCAUGCAGUUCUUCGUCGGAAGUUCAGCAGGCGGUGGCAUGGGUGACCCCGUUUGCAAUUUUAUUUCCACCAUGCCUUGGAAAUUUAGGGCCUUUGUUAAUUGCUGUGUGUGGCAAAGGCGUUGCCGAAUCAUCCAGCGCUCAGGACAAGACUCCACCAAAUCAUCAGGAUCUCCCGGAAGAACAUGAGGUGGCUCCAGGAGUGGUUGAGCACACCUUAUUCGGGUGUUGUGUUCGUGCAGCAGAACAUUUGCUAGCCUGUUAGGCCGCUGCCGGACAGGGAGGUGCCAGCGGCGACUGCCUCUAGUGCGGACACACAAAUCUGUUCGGCGGAGGCAGGGACUGCACAUAAGGCUCAAGCAUCUGAACACUCCAUAGAACAGAUUGACCCCAAGACUCCUGGGUGGACGCGAAGGUAUGCAUCUGAAAUUCUGCUCAGCUACCUGUUAUUAUUAGAUGGCAUCUGAAUCUGGGGUUGAAAUUAGUACACACACACACAUAUUUUCUUGUGGUAAUGAGAGUAGUUUCUCAUGCUUGAAGUCUGUCGCAUGAAAAUCUUUGUUGCAAAAUUGAGUUCUGUGCAAUAAUUCUGGAAAUGUAGGAAGGUUAAUGGGAUUGUUAACGUUUAUGAUAGUAUCCAGUUUCCCGGUUGGUAAUUGUUAUCCCCUAUGUGGUAUACAUCAUCUGUUAAUCGUUGGAAUUGUGUGAAAAUUACCCAGUCAUCAAGUAUUUGGGGGCGUUUGCUGAACUUGGAAGACUCUGUUUUCUGUAGUAAAUACUUUUAUGUUCAUUCAGGAUCAGGAUUGGUGCUGCUGCACUAGGCCGUGCCCCAUGUCCUAAUAGAAUGUCAGCAAUGGAGAAACCAGUCUGCGGGUUUGCUGAGGAUCCUGGUGAUCCCCGUGAUUUUGCUUUUGAUUGGCACCAUCUGCUGGUUGGUUAUUUAUUUUCUCAGUGCAAUCUGGGUGCUUGCGGUGGGGCAUAGCAUACAUCUGCGUCAGGUCAGAACUGUCGUUUGCAAACUUAAAAGGUUAAAUGGAUCAUCGAAUAUGGCAUAUCUGACGUGAAACCUAAAUAUUACCAUGCAAUGAGUGUGACGUGACGCUCGUCCCAAUGUCAGUUUCCAUAGUUAUCAUCCUUCUGAUGCUUGUCUGAUCGAAGAUGCUUAUCUGAGUAAGGACAUCAUGCUGCUUGUUGAACAUCCCUAACUCAAUGUUGUCGAGAAAGAAUAUCUGAAAACACAAAUAAAUCUCUCGUCAAUAAAAGCCACAACCCCUGGCGAGAUACAUAACAUGUUAAAGAGACUGACCUGCAAGAACAAAUGACAACCAACUAAAUUAGUGUUUGGGUUGUUGCCAACAUGUCCUUCUUAAGCUGUCGAACUGCCUGGAGGAGGCACUCAAGCACAUACUCGCACCACUUGAAUUGUGAGAUCAUCUCUGUGUUGGCAAGUGCACCCCAGUAGUCUAUGGUAGCAUAAUCAUAUUUCGUUGUUGGCGCCAAAACAUGGCUCGUUACGAAAAUGACGGAUGCAAUCUGGAAACAGUCCAUUUCUUGAAUCUUUAGAAUUCUGCAUACCACUACCAUUUUUCCUCUGAAUAUAGUAUAUACAUUUGGUGAUUCCCUGUAGAUUCUUUGGACAGUAUAAUAAGAAUGUAAAAGUAGCUUAGGCAGACUGUACUUGAUGACCACAAAUAAUCCAAAAAGAGCAACAAGAAUGUAAAAGUUAUGCACUUACAUCGACCAAAAUUUUGCCUCGAAUGCAUUUGGAAGGGGAAUUUUUGUUUUCUACCAUGGACGGGACCAAAGUAAGGCAGUACAAAAGUAAAUAAGUGCUCUGAAAAUUGGUUUUGCUCUUAUGUAACUUCAGUUUGGUAAACUAGAUCAUCCAGUGUGGUAUCUUUUUAGUCCCAGUCCCAGGUCUCGGGUCAUAGUUCAGUAAACUAGAAAUACAGCUUGGGUUAUUUACUUACUGCCAAGUUGAUUUGUAGGGAGUCAGCCCAUUGAUUUCCAAAACCUUGAAUCUUUGAUGUGUAGAUGGUUGGAUGGUUAUUUUGCUUUUCUAUGAAAUAUGGUACUAGCUGGAAUUCAAUGCUUAUUAUUUUCAUUAUAGAAGAGGGGUGACUAAUCCAUAUACUUGCAGUGGUCAGUUAAGUCAGCAGCCUUCAGUUAAUGCGCACUCUUGCGUUGAAACCACUCGUUUAUCUUCUCAUUUUCUUCAUCAAAAUGAAUUCUACUCUGAAACAUAUCAGGCUAUAACUGACGCCAUGGGUGAAGGAAGUAAGGACAGGAAAGAACUUGGGGCUUCAGUAUAUGUUACGUUCCAGUUUAACAUAUACGGUAAUCGCUUUCACGUCAUGAUCGUGCCAACUCCGCGGCACGACUCCAUUGCUCGACUGGUUCGCUUGAAUGAGCUCUUCGGUUCAGGUAAACUGCGGGCUGGAGAGGGCCGCGCACAGCCUGACGGUCCACGCCCAAAUGGUUAAUCAACUGAGCACAGUACUCCACACUCUAUUCGCAAAAAAAAAAGUACUCCACAUUCAAUCUCAUGUAUUCACAUAGCCCCAUCGGAAUAACACAAAUUAAAGAACCGAACCAUGCGUACAAGAAUGAGAUUGGAGUUUAAAUCUCGUUCUUGAUGAGAAAUCUUACAUCUUUAUUUAAAACUAUAAAACUAUACAGAGGCUGGGCAACUCGCUCCCAGGGUGCUCCCUCGAUGGCAAGCUUCGUCGGCCGUUUGAUUUUAGUCAACCCGGUCUUUUUUUCGUUCUUGUCCGUUCGAUGGUCGCUACGUUUUGACUUGUGCGUUUUCACCGGACGGUAGAUCUUGGCCAACGGAUGACCUGUGGGCUCGGGCUGAAUUUCAUUGGCUGGGUGCCAGCUUAUUGGGUGCGCGGGGCAGCCUGUCCUGCCGCGCCGCGUGCAUACGAGGAAGCCCGGGUCGCUGGCGCUGUGCGCUGCUUCUCGCGUUUUGCGCCUGCGCUUGUGCUGUCCUCAUGACGGGUGGGCCAGUGCUGGCCCUGGUCCCACUCAUCAGCUGCGGUGACUACAUGUCUCGUGUAUAGGAUAUUUCCUGUUACCUCGGUCAACUGCUCCUGGCGCGACGCUUCUCACGCGCUGCCCGCGCCGUGCGUCGUGGGGAGUUUACUGCCUCCUGCGUCAGCUAUAGAGGGGUGGGUCGACGCAUGUUCACCCGGAUUGUGCACACGCGUUUGUACUAGUGCGAUGACGUGUGGGCCGCCGCUGCUCUGGUCCCGCUCGUUGGCUGCUACUACUGUGAGGGUGCUUGGAUCCAAGUGACUUAUUUUAGUCUGACUAAAAAUAGUCUCUUAAGAGGCUAAAAUUCCAAGCACCCCUGACUAAAGAGGGGCUAAAACUAGUCUCGAGACUAAAAUGUUUUAGUCAGCGGUACCCCUAUUAAAAUGUGGAUUAGUCCUCUCUCUCCUCAUUUAAUUCCUCUUCUUUAACACAUGCGAGUUUUGGAUUAGAGGGUUUGAAGGAUAAUAAAUGCUCAUUAACUUGAUUUUAGUCUCUUUAGUAUUUGAAUCCAAGCAUGGAUGAGGCUAGCAAGUUUUAGUCUCACUACUUUUAGUCAUGAGACUAAAACAUAUCCAAGCACCCUCUGUGUCUAGUGCGCGUGUACGCCUUUCCUGUGCGCGGUGUUGCGUCUCGUCUGCUUUGGACUUUGGAGAGAGAGGAUGGACUGCAGCUGCCCGAUGCAUGUGCUUGUGGGGCCUGGCUGACCGAUGCAUCGUGCGUGCCUCACCUCCAUCUGCAGUUGGAGAGAGAGAUGGAUUGGUGCCUACGACGCGCUGGUCGACGCGGCGGCCGCCGCAGUCCGCGAGCCCGGGUGCACGGUGGCGCUCACGGACCUCCACCGCUGCCUCGAUGCCUUUAGCGAGUCCUGCGACCAAGCCGAGCGCCUCGUCCAGGCGGCCGCUGCCGGCCUCGGCCCCGCCGCCACCUGCCACGACAAGCUGUGUCGCGCCGUGCGUGCGGUCGACAAGGAUCUCUGGGCCGCCGAGGAGAACGAGAUGGAAGACGAGAAGCAUCGCCCUCCGACCACGCCGCUGGCGGCCGAGGACAAAAAGCCCAAUCGAUCUACCUCUUCUCCUGUUGAGAUGAAUGAAACUGUGACGGGAAAGGACAGAUGGACUGGGAUAUAUUGCCUCGCCGUGCCGCAUGGUGGCCGAGAUGCGGUAGCCCCAUGCUCUGUUCCGAUGGGCCUCCUCUGCUCGAUGUUGCCGCUGGUUGAGUUUGGUACGGUUUCCUGUUGUCGCUUGCGUCGAGCCUUGGGUCCGUCUCUCCUUCUCAUUGAGCCUACUUCUCCUGUUGCUGGCGCUUCUUCUUCUCGCCGGUCCUGCUGCUUACCCAACCUUUUGCUUGCUGCCUCGGGUUGCACGAUCUCUGCUGUAGCUGUGUCGUUCGACUCAUCAAGAUAUACCACGAAGGGAAGAUCUGCCUCACUGUGCACUUCAGGCGCGCGCACACUAGCGAUGGUACAGGAUUGGCUUCAUGGUGGAAUCAGGUGCGCAUCGUCCAUGGUGGCCUGUCGUGGGUGUUGGUGGGCGGCUGGAGGCGGCUGUAGCAGGUUCUAGAAUCGCUAAGGUUGCUCCUUCUCUGUUCCUUUGGUCAAGGUUUGUCCUUGUCAUUCUUUUCUAAGCACUGCACUUUUCUACCCUAUUUGUUUACUGCUUAUUGUCGUGUUAAUUCCUCUGUUCCUGAUUUUUCCAGGUGUCGUGUUUGUGUGUUUGUUUUUGUGGUGCUGCUUAUAUGUGUGACUACCGUAUGAUCGUAUAUAUCUGCUGAAAAGUAAAACAAUUUUUCCUUCGCACGAUACAUAAUUUGUAAUGAGAUGGUAGUACAUCAGUGUAUUUGGUGAAACUCGAGCUUCGACGAAUAUGAAGGUCUUUAUGUUGGCAUACACUCCUUUAUUCCAAAUGGUGCUGAUAUAGAAACACCAUCAGGGAUUUCAUGUGUACCAUGUAUGUCCAUAAAAACAGCAUCGAUAUAUCAGCAUACUAAUGUGCUGAUCUAAAAACGUUUUUUUCUAAGUGACGGUUUCGAGUCGGCAAAAAUACAGUGUAUGUCCAUAAUGUGAUGGCAACUGAGUAGCCAUGUGUACAGGAAAGGCAUCAGUCUAUCAAAAAACACCAGCGAUUUUAUCCUAAUUGUUAAUGAAAUUGUUGUUUAUUGCUUUUACCAAUUGCACCUGCUUACAGAUAUCCUUAAGUUUACUACCUCCUGUCCUUAGAAGCAUCAGUUUGUCCUUAUUUUUUAUAUGCUCUGUUUCAUCUAAAUUGCAUACAUCCAUUUCCAACAAAACUAGGGGAGUCCGUAUAAAUUAGAUAUGUUCCUUUUCUUCUCAACAAGUGUCUAUUAUGAGUACUGCAAUUUAGACAUGAUUAAGAAUGGUACUGGAGUUUGCUUAUCUAUCAUGAUUUUUUUAGUUCUGCUUAGUUGAUGGCCUCACGUAAUGUGCCUCCAUGGAUGGAGCUUUCCCUGUCUACCUUGUUGAAUGUUCUACCAUGGAUGGAGCUUUUGCUGAUACCCUUUCUGAAUAGCUGAUAUUUAUUGUACCUCAUCUUUGCUCCUGGUUGGUGGGGAACCCCUCCUGGUCGAGCCCCUAGCCCCCCACCUUGGCAGCUGCCUGGAGAGGAGGAUAGCCCGAGGACAACUCCCAAUGUGCCGAGGAGAUGGGAACAUGUGAGAUUCUUUGUUUCUUUCUUCCUUCUUUCCUCAUCUUCCCAACCUACAAUUUGUUUUCUAAUUUCUCUACAAGUUUUUCACAGGGUAUUUUAGGCUAUAGCUUGACUUGGCACUAUCGUGAAGUGGGGUAAUUUUCCAUAUUGAUAUGGUUGGUAUGCACAUCCCACUAAGAAGCAAGGCGCAAUAAAAGCUCAUUUUCCAUUUUGCAAAGGUUCCUUUUAGUAACUGACGCGUCCAUGUUGAUGCAGCUACAACUAUGGUAAUGCAGGUUAUACUGCAGGGUCCAUGAUGCCUUUCUAAGUAAUUUUACCGCAUAUAUUGUAGGGUGUUAUGUCGCUUAGCAAACUUUACUCCAGUAUAUGCAACUUUCAGAGUUCUAAUUCGUCUGUGUUAUAACAGAUUUGGUUUGAUUAAUUCAAAUUUCUUAUUCAGGCAUGUAUACACAAAUUGCAGGGUGUAUUAGCGCUUAGGAAACUUGCUUUUAGUAUGCAUUAUUUUCAAGCUUCAAGGCGUAUUAUUAUUCAUUUUAUGUUAGUUGUCUGUACUUGGCCUACAUUUUUGUUUUCAAAUAGUUCUGCCUCUCAAUUUGAUAUUUCUAUUUGCUUUUGCUUAGUAAUAUGAUGUAUUGUUUUCUUGCUCUAGGCCUACUUGUGUUCAAGGUUUAGUUGAUUGUGUUUCUUAAGGGUGUUUUAUUUAAUGGCAUCAACAUUGGCAUUAAUUCCAUUCUGCAUUGUACUGUGAUUUUUCCAAGCAACACCAUUAUGGCAAUUUUUUGCUCCAUUUUAAGUUUCGCUUGGAUCACUAGCCUACUUGUUCUCACCUCAUCAUCAUGGCCUUUCUGAAGGGUGUUCAGGCAUUUUUGUCCUUCUGUAAAUUAGUGGCAUUAAAUUAGUGGUCUUCUAUUCGUGUUGCGAACCCCAAUAUGGCAUCUCACCAUUCCCCAUGAUCCACAUGUUAACUGUGGAGUUAUUUAAUGAUAAUAGGAUAUCAAUUGCCUUUUCUUUAGGAUAAGCCGACACCUAAUAAGGAUCAGGAGAACAACAGAUAUGCUAAGAGACAACCUUUUGGGGUUAAGGAUAUAAACAACAACAGGGCUUAUGAGGCCGAAGAGAGCUCGAGUGGCGUCUUUUGGUUCUUGAAGACCUGCACGUUCCUGGUGGCGUAGAGCAAAAUAAUUUGGAGGCUUUAAGGCUACUGCACUUCAUGUAUUUAGGAUCAAUUCUUUGUUUUAGUUUGAAAUAUUCCCCAUUUCCUCCUAUUUGAUUGAUUCAUCUGAUGGACAUUUUGUCAGGCAAAUAAACAAAAGGCAUAUGUAUUGUUACGAGUGAAGCCAUCCAUACUCCCAUGUGGAAUUCAAGAAAUAGAGAAAUGUUAUUGUU